Messenger RNA from Panonychus citri (citrus red mite), 3198 nucleotides. RefSeq names its product eukaryotic translation initiation factor 3 subunit C-like. Gene Ontology annotation, cellular component: eukaryotic translation initiation factor 3 complex. The record is from RefSeq and is a predicted model, not a curated record. Gene Ontology annotation, biological process: translational initiation. Lineage: Eukaryota; Metazoa; Arthropoda; Arachnida; Trombidiformes; Tetranychidae. Gene Ontology annotation, molecular function: translation initiation factor activity; RNA binding; translation initiation factor binding.
GUACACGUGAGAAAAAAAAUUUUUCAGAAUUUGUGACAAUACGUUUUGUUUUUUAAUCUAAUUAAUUUAAUUAAUUUAAUUGUGUUUAUUCUAAUUGUUUUGAUUAAACAAUUUCAUCAUGAGUGGUCGUUUCUUCAAAGGAGUCUCCGACUCGGAGACUGAGUCUUCGGAGGCCGAAUCAGAUAUUUUACCAUCCCGUCCGUUGGCUGUUACCUCAGCUUUCCCUGUUAGUGAUGAAGAGGAAGAGUCAAAGCGAGUUGUUCGUACUGCUAAGGAAAAACGGUAUGAAGAGCUUAAUACAAUCAUCAGGCAAAUCAGGAAUCACAAAAAGAUCAAGGAUAUUUCAAAAAUGCUCAGUGGAUUUGAAAAUUUGACUCGUGCCUUUCAAAAAGCUAAACUGGUCAUUGAAAGAGAUGAAAACAACAAGAUACCAGCUUUCUAUUUGAAGUGUUUGGUUGAAUUGGAACAAUUUGUCCAUGAAACAUGGGAGGAUAGAGAAGGUCGUAAAACUAUGUCCAAACAAAAUUCCAAAUCUUUGGCCACUUUAAGACAAAAGUUGAAAAAGUAUAACAAAGACUUUGAAAACGAGAUUAACAAAUAUAAAGAAAAUCCAAUUGAUGAUGACAAAGAGGAAGAAUCUGAAGAAGAGGAAACAGAUGAAAGUGAUUCUGAUGAUGAUCAAAUGAAUUUUCUUAAAAAACCCUCGGAAAAGGAUAUGAAAGAUGAAGCCAAGGAGGAACUCAAAGCUGCUAAGGAUGAUGAAGAUGACGAUGAGAGUGACGAUUACUGGCAAGGUGAUUCUGAUGACAGUUCACUUUCUAGUGAUGACGAAAAGUAUGGUGGCAAUCGGGAAAAUGUUUUCGAAAGAGAUAUCGACAAAACCAAAGGACCUGCUAAACGAAGAAGAAAACCCAAAGAAGGUGAUAAUCGUAAACAGCGUAUGUAUGGAGAUGAAGAGGAACAAGAUGAGGGAAGAUGGAAAGAGGUAUCAAGAGGUGGUAUUCUAGGUGAGAAGCCGAAAAUGUUCAGUAAAGGAGAAGUAAAUCAUCAAUCAGUUAUCAAGAAAUUACUUGAAAUUCUUGCCAUGAGAGGUAAAAAAAGGAUCCAUCGUAGUGAUCAGAUUGAAAUGCUUGUUGAAUUACUGGAAAUUUGUGCUUUCCAUAAAUUGGGCCCUGCAAUGGACACUAAAAUUAUCCUCGGUAUUAUCGCUGCUCUCUUUGAAUACAAUCCCAAUGUCUCACCUUGUAUGAAGUCGGAAAAUUGGCAGAAAUGUCUUAAAUUUGCCAAUGCAUUGUUCGAUAUUCUAUUAGAGAAUCCAGAGAUUGUUGUUAGUGAAAAUAUCGCUGAAGAAUCUGAAAGUUUCUCUCUUCCCUCUUACCGUGUUCAUGGAUGUGCACUAACCCUUGUUGAAAAAAUGGACGAAGAAUUUACCAAACUUCUUCAAGCGGUUGAUCCUCAUUCACCUGAUUAUAUUGAAAGGUUAAAAGAUGAGAAAAAUAUUUGCACAAUCAUUGAGAGACUUCAAACUUACCUUGAAGCCCAUCAGAAAGGUACAUCUUCUGAAUUGUGUCGAGCCUACAUUUUGAGAAUUGAUCAUCUUUACUUUAAAUUUGAUCCACUUGUAUUCAAAAAGCGAGAGCAAAUCCAAGCAAAACAGAAGAAUGGAAAUCUUGUCAAUGGUGAUUCUGAUUCUGAAGUUAAACAAGAAGAAGAGAAAAAAGAAACUGCUCCUGGUGAAACAGAAGAGAUUAAACCUGAAGAAGCUGAAAUUGGAGAGACAAGUCUUGAAGUUAUUGAUCGACUUUGCAAAUUUAUCUACGCUAAAGAUACAACCGAUAGGUUGAGAACUCAGGCAAUUUUAUGUCACAUCUAUCAUCAUGCUCUUCAUGACAAUUGGUUUGAAGCUCGUGAUCUUAUGCUUAUGUCUCAACUUCAGCAUAAUAUUCAAAAAGCCGAUAUACCUUUACAAAUCAUUUAUAAUCGAGCCUUAGUUCAACUUGGAUUAUGUGCAUUUCGACAUGGUAACAUUCGAGAUGCUCAUCAAGACCUAUUGGAUAUUCAAUUUUUCGGACGUGCCAAAGAACUUUUGGCCCAAGGGUUAUUACCCAAACCGCAAGAGCGAACUCCCGAACAAGAGAAAAUGGAGAAACGUCGAUUGUUACCAUUCCAUAAGCACAUUAACUUAGAGUUAAUUGAAUGUGUCUAUUUGGUUUCAGCGAUGCUUUUGGAAAUACCCGAUGUGGCUGCGAAUGAAUUUAGUGUACGAAAAAAGGUCAUUUCUCGUUCGUUUUACAAUCAAUUGAGGAAAAAUGAAGAGCAACCAUUAGUUGGUUUACCUGAGUCAAUGAGAGAGCACGUUGUUGCUGCUUCAAAGGCAAUGAGAGUUGGUAAUUGGAAAGCAUGUAGAGAUUUUAUCAUCAAUGAUAAAAUGAACACCAAAGUUUGGAAUCUAUUCUAUCAGGCUGAUAAAGUACGAAACAUGUUGGUCCAAAAGAUUCGAGAGGAAUCUCUUCGUGCUUAUUUAUUCACCUACAGCCAUGUUUACGAUGUCAUCUCGCUGUCAACUCUCAGUGAAAUGUUUGACCUGGAAACAAACAUCGUCCAUAGUAUUAUUUCAAAAAUGAUAAUCAAUGAAGAAUUGAUGGCUUCUCUUGAUGAACCUACUCAAACCCUGAUCAUGCAUCGUACUGAACCCUCACGAACUCAAGGAUUAGCUUUACAAUUGGCUGACAAGGUAACCAAUUUGGUUGAUCAAAAUGAAAGACUUUGGGACUUUAAAUCAACCGGAUCAUUUGGACAACAACAACGAACUGGUUAUCAGAAUCGUAAUCAAGAACAUCAGAACAAGAAUUACCAAGAAUACGGUCAAAGACAAGAGCGAAAUAGAGACAAUAGAAGAUCAAAUUAUCACCGAAACAACAACAAUAACAAUAAUAACUCUAAUUCUAAUAAUAAUAGAGAAAACAGUAAAAACCACCACAAUAGCCACCAUAAUAACCACCACCAUAACCACAACAAUAAUAGUAACAACAAUUGAUUUCAAUCGAUAAUUAAUCAAACAAAAAAAAACUGGAUAAACAUUCAAACUUAACGUAAAUCAAUUUCAGCCAACACAAUUAACUAUCUAAACAAAUCUUUCUGGGAAAAAAUGACUUUCGCAUUAAAAUUUUCCAAUUGCUGUUUUUUUCUUAAAAACAA